Messenger RNA from Drosophila hydei, 1982 nucleotides. Its product is annotated as BTB/POZ domain-containing protein 9. The record is from RefSeq and is a predicted model, not a curated record. Lineage: Eukaryota; Metazoa; Arthropoda; Insecta; Diptera; Drosophilidae. The transcript has 6 exons. Gene Ontology annotation, molecular function: protein binding. The coding region runs from base 296 to 1888 and encodes 530 amino acids.
CGUAGUCUAGUAAAAGUCUCCACAAGAACAGUUUAAACUAACAUCUAAUUGUUUUUCUCGACUGAAUUUUAGUUCGUGGCGUGGGAUAUUUUACUUUUUUUUGUUGUUUCGUUGUCUUGAAGCAUUUUCAGGCGAAACCGGUUUCGCUCUCUUUUGAGCGCAGGCGCGUAGGCAAAACGGAACGUGGAAGUGAAAACAUAAACAAAACAGAGCAAAAUAUUUGCACAGCAAGAACAACAACAACAAAAGCACAACAGUAAUCCAAUUGAAGCAGCGAAGAGAAACAUUGCAAGAGAUGAGCGCACGUUCGCCGCACAACGAUCCAGCUUUGGCUGGACUGCCGCAGUUAAUUGAGGAUUUGCAGCGCCUGAGCGAGGACCAGGACAGCGCGGAUGUUGUCUUCAUUUGCGGUCGGGAUGACGAAAAGAUUUACGCACACAGAAGCAUACUCAUGGCACGCUGCAAAAGCUUUAAGACCGCAAAGCGUGGCGAAGUCUGCCGCAUUCCCAUUCCGGGCUGCACAGUGUCGCCUGCUGCACCAGGCACUGGGACGCCGACGGCAAUACGUUUGCCGCAUAUUAAUGCCGAAUUGUUUCGACAGUUCAUAUUGUAUGUUUACACUGCAAAGCUAAUGCUGCAAGAUUAUCGCGUUUUUGAAAUGUUAACUUUAGCCCAGGAUAUGGGUGUUUUUGAACUGCGCGCUGCUUGCGAGGACCACGUGAUUUCCACACUGUCUGUCGAUAAUGCAUGCACUUUUUUAACUGCCGUUAUGGAUAUCCAUGAGAAAGCAGGUGCCAAAUGCGCGGCAUCGUUUAUGGAACGCUGCAUCAUUUACAUAGGAGAAAAUGCCGGCGAAUGCGUUAAAACAAAUUCCUUUCUUACUCUCACCAAGGAGGCGCUUAUAAAAAUCAUAUCAUCUGACUAUUUCUGUUUGGAGGAGGCGGAAGUGUGGAGGUGUGUCCUAGCCUGGGCCAAGUACCAGGCGGGCGUCACCCAACCCACCGCCCAUUGGACCGAGGAGGAGCGAGCACGAGUGUGUCAGCACCUAAGUGGCGUAAUGGGCCAUGUGCGCCUGCUGCUCAUCGAUAGUCAGGUGUUUGCCGAAGAAGUUGAACCCACAGGUGCGGUACCCAUGCAGCUGUCUCUAGAGCGCUAUCGCUAUGCUGCCCUCCAUCCCAAUAUGCACUGUAUCGACAAUGAUAAGCGUUUGCAGCCACGGCUUGCCGUAAACAUGUUUCCUGGUUCGCAAAUCUUGCGUAACGAUAAGCUCGCACUGCAGGCCGUGCUCAAUGGCUGGUAUGGUGUGCCGAAGCAAAGCUGGCGUUUAGUUUUUCGCGCCUCCACACAUGGAUUUGGCUCCAACUCAUUUCAUCGCUAUUGUGAUGGUGUCGCAAAUUGCAUGGUGAUUGGACUUGGCGCACAUGGCGAGGUUAGUGGUGGCUAUACGGACGUUGCCUGGGCUAAGACAAGCCGCAAGGGUGGCUAUUUGCAUUCGGAGCGUGCUUUUUUGUUUAUGCUCAAUCCACCAAAUGGAGAGCAGCCGGUCAAGUUUGAUAUUGUAAAGAAACCAUAUGCCAUCUGCUAUCAUCCAGACUGUGGUCCCACUUUUGGCGCUGGUGCUGAUCUGCUCAUAUCGAGCAACUGCAACGUAAACACUGACUCUUACUCCAAUCUGCCACACUCCUACGAUGGACCCAGUGCCGCCCAUGUGACACUUUUUGGCGACUACAACUUUACGAUCAGCGAUUAUGAGGUCUACACGCUGGCCUCCACCCACGGUCACAAUCAGAGCCACAGUCAGAGCCAAAGUCAAAGCCAAAGCCAAAGCAUGGCGAGCAAUGGCCAAGCGCCGGGUGUGCCCAGCAAAGCGAAAUAUGAUCGCUACUAACUUAAGCAAUUAGACACAAAAAAUAUUUUGUAGUUGUCCAGCGCACAGCGAGCAAAAGUCGCAGCUGGCAAUAAAGAUUCUGAUUCAGUUCGUA